Molecule: messenger RNA, 1169 nt
Organism: Chelonoidis abingdonii (Abingdon island giant tortoise)
Lineage: Eukaryota; Metazoa; Chordata; Testudines; Testudinidae
Gene: TRARG1
Product: trafficking regulator of GLUT4 (SLC2A4) 1
Cellular component (GO): membrane
Source: RefSeq, a predicted model, not a curated record
GGGCAUGGCGCCCUAGCCUGGCGCAGGAGCGAGCCAUGGCCAUCAACAGCGAGGCGCACUUCGAGCAGGCGCUGGGGGGCCCGGCCCCGCCCGCGGCCUGCCAGGAGACGGAGCAGCUGCUCUUCUCCAGCGAGAAGGGGCUGCGCGGCUCCAAGUCCUUCUCGGGGACCCUGGAGACGGAGCAGAACGGCCACAGCCUGCCCUACAAGCCCGGGUCCGCCGGGCACCUGGAGACGGCCCCGCACUCGCCCUCCCGGAUCAGCCUGGGCCGGGCAUCCUCCAUCGCCACCACCAGCGCUCAGGAGCAGGGCCGGCCGCUGGACUAUCUGGUGCUGGCCAUCUUCUCCUGCUUCUGCCCCGUCUGGCCCAUCAACAUCGUGGCCUUGGUCUUUUCCAUCAUGUCAAGGAACAGUGGACAGCAGGGGGACAUGGACGGGGCUCGGAGACUCGGACGCAUGGCCAGGUUGCUCAGCAUAGUCUCCAUUGUCCUGGGAAUCGUCAUCAUUGUGCUCUACUGUUCGCUCAAUUUCACAGUUUUUUGGAUCAAUUAGCAUGAAAAUACCUUGAAGAAGAGGAAGACAUCUUUCCUUCCCAGGGUUUUAAUGUUACCCUUGCAGCAACAAUGUUACAAUUUAGGCCCAUCUCUUCUGGAGCAUCAUGCAAGGGAGUGCAUGCAUUUAUUUCACAGCCUUUUGGAAAAUGAUUUCAUACCAACCAAAACAGCUGGAGAACACAGCAGCUUGGCCAGGACUGGGAAAGGGGUUCGAACCCCAAGCAGAGGUGGAAUGGAGGGAGAUCCACUACCGCACUCCUGAUCAGUAACGAACAUGGUGGGUAGGAGGGAGAACAUGACAAAAAGGGGACAAGGGGAGAACUUCAUGAUGUGGUUUAUUAAAGAACCCAAAAUGUCAUUUUUUUUAAAAGAGAGAAUGGGACGUUUUGAGGAAACUUCUUGACAAUUUUGGGACAAAUCCUGUUUUUUGUAUUGACAAAUUCUCCAUCUCUAUGAAAAAGCUCCAACUGCCAUAAGGAGAUGAAAUCGAUUAAAUGCGGGAGAAAGGAGAGCGCCACUACAGGGGGACAUCAGAUGCACCUUUCUGCAGCUCCAGCCAAAACCACAGCAAAAGGUGGCGGAUCUGGUGGGGGGAUUUUGUAUUUUUGAUGGAAAA